AAUGAUCACAACUGCGGCAUUACAAGAGAAAGGUAGAGACAGUAUACGUUACGAAAUCGUAUAACGACAAGAACUUUGCAUUAAAGAAUAGAUUAAUCAACAAUUAAAACUGAAAUGUCUUUGUGGUUUUGUGUUCAUACGAUGGAAGUCAAUGGGGGUCAAUGUUGUUUGGUUACCAACACUUCUCAAAAUAUCUUCUUUUGUGUUCUGCAGAAGAAAGAAAGUCAAGUUUGGAAUGACAUGAGGCAGGAGUCCGAGAAGACGACGUGUGACCGGGAGCCCAUGCCGAACAGAGAGGCCAUGAGUCCGGACGUGCAGGACUCAAAAGGUACGGUGGGAGAUGAGCACAACCAGGGAGUGGCUCCCUCAGCGCCACCGCUGCCCCAGGAAGAUCUGCCGUCUGGGCCUCCUCCGUGUCCUAGGCCCAAGUUAGUCUUUCACACGCAGUUGGCUCACGGAAGCUCGACGGCACGCAUUCAUGGAUUCACUAAUGUGAGGGAACUGUACGCCAAGAUUGCCGAGGUCUUCAACGUCUCAGCGUCUGAGAUACUUUUCUGCACGUUGAAUUCCCAUAAAGUUGACAUGCAGAAGCUUCUGGGAGGUCAGAUCGGCCUGGAGGACUUCAUCUUUGCUCAUGUCAGAGGAGAAACCAAAGAGGUGGAGGUGAUCAAGACAGAAGAUGCGCUCGGCCUGACCAUCACAGACAAUGGGGCGGGUUAUGCCUUCAUUAAAAGGAUAAAGGAAAACAGCACCAUUGACAGAAUAAAACCGGUGUGCGUUGGCGAUCACAUCGAGGCCAUAAAUGACCAGAGUAUUGUGGGAUGUCGACAUUACGAAGUUGCAAAGAUGCUGAAGGAGCAGCCGAGAGGAAUUCCCUUCACACUGCGUCUCGUGGAGCCCAAGAAAGCUUUCGACAUGAUAGGCCAACGGACGAGGGCGCCCAAAUCCAGCGAGGGCAAAAUGGUGAGCGGGAAAGAGACCCUUCGGCUACGGUCCAAAGGAGGAGCGACCGUCCAGGAAAUGCCCAAUGAGUUUGAAGACACGGCCAUCAGAAAGGUGGAUGAGCUUUUGGAGAGCUACAUGGGAAUCCGGGAUCAGGAGCUCGCGACCACCAUAGUGGAAGCCGGGAGGGACAAAAAGAACCCGGACGAUUUCGCAGAGGCGCUCGACUCCGUUCUGGGUGACUUUGGGUUUCCUGACGUCUUUCUUUUUGACGUGUGGGGCGCUCUCGGAGACGUUAAGAACAGACGUAUUUAGAGCGUAUCUGAUCGUUCAGGCUGAUUUGUGACGUCCGUCAUUUUCGUACACAAUCCUCCCGAUUCCCGUGCCGGUCCUGAGGAAUGGAAAAUGUCAAGGUAUUCCCGGCUGAAAUUCAACAUUCUUGCAUGUCGAGCAAUAAGAACUGGGUCAAACUGCAUUACGCAUCUUACUCGUUUAUGUGUUUUCCACAUCAACAAAUUUGACUUGGAGUAUUACUUUCAUUGAGAUGAAUAUUUUUAAACAUAUCGUAUGACUAUAUAAGGUAUGCAUUUGUGUUUCAUUCCUUUGUUUUUGCUUUGAAUGAAUUUAUGUCUUGUGUAGAUACAACACGUGUUACAAGCGUUACAAAAUGAAUUGUCUUUUAAGAUUAAUGAUAGUUCUUGUGACAUAAACGGUUUGUGUAAAUAUAUGAUCAAAUCCAGGCACAGUCGAAUCAGGUGUGUAUACUUUCAAUGUAAUAACCCUGGCUGUUUGCUUUAACUUAUAAAUCUUAUAAAGGGGAACGACAGAAUUUGUGUAGCAUGCUUUCUGUUUUACAUCGUACGUGUACCUUUUAGAUGACCUGUUGUGACAUUUGAAUGUAUGUAAAGAUUAAAAACACUGAAGAAUACCACACGUCUUGUCUCCUGAAAUUGGUACAUUUCUCAUUUAAAUAAGAUAACGAUCUUAUGCACAAUUUGGACGAAAGCAAAGCUAUCCACACAAAUGUGAGUUGAAGGGAUAGCCCGGCCAAAAAUAAAUAUCCUGUCAUCAUUAUUCUCCCUCAUGCUGUUUAAAACACAAAAGAAGAUAUUUUGAGAAACGUCUCGGUGGUUUUGUGGCCAUACAAUGGAAGUCGAUAGAGUUCAGUGUUGUUUGGUUACCAACCUUCUUCAAAAUAUCUUCUUUUGUGUUCUGCAGAAGAAAGUCAUUCAGGUUUUGACAUGAGAGUGAAUCAAUUUUGACAGAUUUUUUUAGUUUUGGGUGAACUGUUCCUUUAAAUGCAGACUGAUGCAACAUCUUUGCUGACAUGUUGAGAAAUAAAAACAAAUAUCAGUGAAGCGCUUUAAGACCUUAAAGAAAGCACAGCUCCCCUUGUUUCAUUAAACAUAUACACAUCUAUAUGCAAAGAACAAUAUUGACAUCACAGAGCAUUUUAAUAUUUCAGCCUUUAAAUGUGUAAAGUAUUAAGUUACUGCGAUAUGAAUGUAUGUACAUGAAUAAAUGCGUUGCGUUGGCCAAACAACAAAGCCCUAUUAAACCUGUAACGUCACCAGACAGUAAUGGUUUAAUUUGAACACUGAACAAUAUGAAAUCAAUUUUACUGUUUCAAAAUAAUUAAAAACAGAAAAUAUCUGCGUGCGUUCUCAAAAAUGUUCCAUGAUGAAAGCGAGCAUGAGUGUCCCUGUUUAGACAUUUAGACCAGAAAUAAAUCAGAAGCCUGAUGGAUUUUUAUAAAUACACUAUGGUUGCGUAAAAUAUGCACAAACCCAACAGUUACAUUUAUAUAGGCAUAGAAAUGGGUGAUUCUCACGAAAUCUUGGUUUCAAGAUGUCAAACAUGAUGUAUCAACAAAUUCCCUUUAUAUUAAUUUAAAACAAGAUAUGACAUGUUUAAAGGCAUUCAUUUUAAAACGUUUACUGACAGUGUAACGCAAUUUUACAAAAAAGGCCUUAAAAAUUCUCAUUACCGUAACCCUUUAAAACUGUCAAUGUCACAGCAUGUUUGGCUAAAAACAAGCGAAGCCAUGAUGCCUAAGCAGGUUUUUAUUAAUCAUGCAUAAUAAUGAAUUAUAUUUUAAUAGGAUAUUAUACAUGUAAAAUUUCUUUAAAUGUGGAAAACUGUAUCGGUAAUGAGAAGGGAACGUAGUUUUUUAACUAGAAAAAUA
Triplophysa rosa is the source of this 3127-nucleotide messenger RNA. RefSeq names its product GIPC PDZ domain containing family, member 3 (gene gipc3). The transcript has 8 exons. NCBI's taxonomy places the organism in Eukaryota, Metazoa, Chordata, Actinopteri, Cypriniformes, Nemacheilidae. The record is from RefSeq and is a predicted model, not a curated record. The coding region runs from base 115 to 1257 and encodes 380 amino acids. Gene Ontology annotation, molecular function: protein binding.